UGUGAGUCUUUCACGUGAUGCUUCUUGCGUGACGUAUAAUCUAGUGGACGGAACUGGAAGCGUCCUCAACAGCGACAAAGGGUUUCUGAUUCACCCACCGCGGUGGUUUGCUAGCGAACGUAAAACAUUGAUGCUCUUUAGACCAAUCUUGUGUAUAUUACUCUUAGUGUUUAGAACAUAAUUCUGUUUACGUUAUGUUCUAUCUACUAGUUCAUUUAAACGUGAUUUGCUUGUUAAAUUAGCAAAUGUGUUACAUUGAUAUUGCACUAGGCUAAUCGCUCGGAGCAUGAGCUCACUAAGCUCGACGGAGAAAGAAGCUCUGAUGAAAGGAGAGGAAGAAUCUUUCAGGAUGAAAAAGGAGGAAGAGGAGGCUAUCACAUUGAAAGAAGAAGAGGAUGAUAUUACAGUUAAAGAGGAAGAUGGGAUUGUCAGAGUAGGAGAUGGGGUUGUCAGAGUGGAAGGGGAGGAGGUAGAAGCUUUCAGAAUCAAAAAGGAGGAAGAUGCCAUAACAUUGAAAGAAGAGAAUGUGAAAGAAGAGGAAGAACCAUUUGGAGUAAAAGAGGAAGAGGAGGAUAUCUCAAUAAAAGAGGAGGAGACAGAAGUUCCGAUUAACACCCGAGAGAGACAUGACUAUGCUGGAUCCUCUGGGGAGCCUCAACAACAUCCUGAUGCUGACGAGGCAGAGAGGAGUCUCUCCAGAUCAGAACAUCAGAUGGACAAAGCUAGCCCUUCCUCCCACCCAGAGUCCCCGUGUCGUGCCUCUCCCGGUAGCACCUUACUGCUGGGUAUGAAGAGGUUGUCUGUGCUGCUGGUGGACUGCAGGAAAACAACGGAGCUGACUGGAACUGUGAGAGGAGGAGAAGAGAAGGAAGGAUCAGAUUUUACUCAUAAAAGAGGAAAACCAAACUCGGCGGAACCAGAGACGUCCAAACCAGCAAGACAACACUUCUGCUCCCAGAUUGGAAAGAGUAUUACCAAAUUAGGAAGCCUGAAAAGACAUGAGAGGACACAACGAGGAGAGAAGCCACACAAUUGCGCCCAGUGUGGAAAGAGUUUUAACCAGUUAGGAAAGCUGAAAGUUCAUGAGCGAAUACACACAGGGGAGAAGCUUUUCCAUUGCGCCGAGUGUGGAAAGAGUUUUAACAAGUUAGGAAACAUGAAAUCUCAUGAGCGAAUACACACAGGGGAGAAGCCUUACCACUGCUCCCAGUGUGGAACCAGGUUUACCAAGUUAGGAAGCCUGAACAGACAUCAGAGGACACACACAGGGUCGAAGCCACACCAUUGCUCCCAGUGUGGAAAGAGUUUUAACCAGUUAGGAAACAUGAGAUCUCAUGAGCGAAUACACACAGGGGAGAAGCCUUUCCAUUGCUCCCAGUGUGGAAAGAGUUUUAGCCAGUUAGGAAGCCUGAAAGCUCAUGAACGAAUACACACAGGGGAGAAACCUUACCACUGUUCCCAGUGUGGAAAGUGUUUUAACCGGUUAGGAAAGCUGAAAGAACACAUGAGACUGCACACAGGGGAGAAGCCUUACAAAUGCUCAGACUGUGGGAAGACAUAUUACUCAUCACAGUCACUUAAAAGUCAUAUGAAAAUCCACACAGGAUAGAAUAAUUACUUCUAGUGUGUAAAUUGAUAUUUCACAUCUCAUUGACUUAAAAUUCAUCAGAGGACAUACACAGUGCUCCCAUUAUCUGUGUGUCAUUCCUCCAGCACUACAGAUAAUCAAGUGAUAUUUGGAUGUGAUGCAUUAGUUCCAUUGUUGACAUUUGUGUUGUUGGCCCACUGAUGAUUUAAUGACAUGAAACUGUUCAUUGACGCCUCCCACUGUAUGAAUAAAUGUUGUUUCCACGUCAUUUCAACUAAAUAAAUCCAUGUGAUGAUGUUAGAUCAAUGUAGAAAACUGAUUGGAUUUGUAAAAAGCAUCAACAUAAGGUGAUUUUUUUUUAUUCACUGAACUUGCAAUUUAAAUCCAAUGACAAGUGACAUUUUGUGUUGAUUUCGUGUUGAAUUCACUUUAGUUGACGAAUCAAAGAAAUGUAAAUAGAAACUAGAUGUUGAACUGACGUCUGUGCCCAGUGGGCUGGUUUGAAUAAGCAGCAGGUGUUGAAUCUGAUGUAUCAAAUACUUAUGUCAUGCAAUAAAAUGCAAAUUAAUUACUUAAAAA
This is a messenger RNA of Oncorhynchus mykiss (rainbow trout), 2167 nucleotides long. NCBI's taxonomy places the organism in Eukaryota, Metazoa, Chordata, Actinopteri, Salmoniformes, Salmonidae. The record is from RefSeq and is a predicted model, not a curated record.